This is a messenger RNA of Aspergillus tanneri, 762 nucleotides long. RefSeq names its product Zn(II)2Cys6 transcription factor domain-containing protein. Gene Ontology annotation, molecular function: zinc ion binding; DNA-binding transcription factor activity, RNA polymerase II-specific. The transcript is spliced from 2 exons. The record is from RefSeq and is a predicted model, not a curated record. Gene Ontology annotation, biological process: regulation of DNA-templated transcription. Bases 1 to 762 code for a protein of 253 amino acids. Lineage: Eukaryota; Fungi; Ascomycota; Eurotiomycetes; Eurotiales; Aspergillaceae.
AUGGACGCUGCCUCUGCCCGACAUGGCGUACCGAACCGCAGGAAUCCCGCCGACGACCCGGAUGGUUGGCAUUCAGCACCCCCGGUGAAGUGCAAGAAAGUCCGAAGGGGAACUCGCAGCUGCUGGGAAUGCAAGCGACGGAAGAUGAAAUGCGUGUUUGACAGUCCCGAUGACGCGGUCUGCAUUGGCUGUCACCGACGUUGGACCAAAUGCGUGAGCCAGGAGUUCCCGGAGGAAGUGUCGGCCCCUUUGGACAGCAGCCGCCGGCUGCGCGAUCGUCUGCGACGAGUGGAGUCGAGACUCCACCAAUUUCUCCGUGCAUCUCCUGCAUCGCAUCAGGCCGUCGACGCCCCCGUCGGGGACGAGCAUCGUCAUGACCAUCUCCGUCAUGACAAUCUCAGCCCUGACCGGCAUCCGUCCGCUGCCGUGGUAAGCGGAGAUUCAGGCGUGUUCGAUGCAUUGUCCCGGGCUCUUUACGAUUCCUUGCCCUCGCGACAAGAUACCGCCAGCAACUGUAAGGCCAGCGGUCACCAUUCCAUUCCAUUCCAUGAAAUCCUGACCACACCCUACAUUCUCGAUCGGGAUAGCCUCCGAUCGCAAAAUCGCCUGCUCGAGAUCCCGGGCCCGAACGUACACCCGGUUCUGAUAGCGCGCCACAUGUUGCAUCUCGCGAGCUUCCUACAGCACCUGCACGCCGAUCUCCAUGAGGAGAUCCGGGGUCUCUCGGAACCCCCACAGAUCAUGCGCGAUCGACUGGCAUAG